UAGUAACCUCUUCACCAAUCUGUUACUCAUAAUGGCGCCUAAGCCUCUUUUGCUCUCCCUCUCCGUUUGCUUGCUCAUCUUCUUCCAUGGCUGCUCAGCUCGCAGCCGCACGGCUCAAUACGCGGACAAAAACGAGUGCCAACUCAACAGCCUUGAAGCCCGGGAGCCAGAUCACCGCGUGGAGUGCGAAGGAGGCAUGAUUGAGUCAUGGAACCCCAACCAUGAGCAGUUCCAGUGCGUUGGUGUAGCUCUACUCCGCCUCACCAUUCAGCCUAAUGGCCUUCAUUUGCCUUCUUACACCAACGGCCCUCAACUCAUCCACGUUAUUCGAGGAAGAGGUGUUCUAGGAACCAUGUUCCCAGGCUGCGCCGAGACAUUCGAAGAAGCACAACUAUCAGUCGGAAGCGGCCGAUCAAGCCAGAGAGAUCGCCACCAGAAGACCCGCCACAUCAAAGAAGGAGAUAUCAUCGCAUUGCCCGCUGGUAUGGCUUACUGGAGUUACAACGACGGAGACCAACCUCUUGUCACUGUCAACCUACUUGACAUCAGCAACAACGACAACCAACUUGAUCUUCUUCCACGAAGAUUCUACCUUGCCGGUAACCCGCAUGAGGAUUUCCCCCAGAGCACACGGACGCCGCAAGGACGACGAUUCAGCGAGGAAAGCCAGCAGCGCCGGGAGGAAGAGAAGGAGCAACAAGGAUUGCCCAACAACGUUUUCAGCGGAAUGAGCGUCAACUUAAUUCAAGAGGCCUUCAAUGUGGACUCAGAGACCGCUAGGAAGAUUCAGAACCAGAACGACUUCAGGGGUUCGAUCAUCAGAGUGGAGGGCAAACUCGACUUGGUAAAGCCACAAAGGUCUCGCCAGGAACAAGAGCAGGAGAUGCGCCGCCAAGGAUUGCAACAGACCGAGAGGGAGCACGCUCGCCGCGAGGGACGUGAUAAUGGCUUGGAAGAGAAUCUCUGCACCAUGAGGCUUAGAGAGAACAUCGGUGACCCCGCACGUGCCGACGUCUUCAGCCCUCAGGCCGGUCGCCUCAACACCGUCAACAGCUACAACCUCCCCAUCCUUAGCUAUCUCCAACUCAGCGCCGAGAGAGGCUUCCUCUACAACAACGCAAUUUACUCACCACACUACAACAUGAACGCUCACACCAUUAUCUACGCGAUAAGAGGACGCGCAAGGUGUCAGGUUGUGGACAACAACGGACGGUCAGUGUUCGAAGGUGAGCUCCGCCAGGGCCAGGCCUUGACAGUGCCUCAGAACUUCGCGUUGGUGAAACAGGCCGAAAACGAAGGAUUCGAAUGGGUGUCGUUCAAGACAAACGACAGAGCGAAAGUGAACCAAUUGGCUGGAAGAGUGUCGUACAUGUGGGCUAUGCCUGAGGAUGUGAUCGCCAACUCAUACCAGAUCUCGAGAGAGCAAGCAAGGAGGCUCAAGUAUAACAGACAAGAGGCCUCUCUUUUCGCCACUUCCCACCAGGGGAUUAGGCCCGUCGUUACUGCUUAAGUACAUUAUAGUAUGUAAUAUUAUGUAUAAUAUUACGUAACUGCGUAAUGUAAUAGCUAGUGCAGCUCGGCACACGUGGUCUUUUGGUUUAAUUAGGGUACUCUUUAUAUAUUAGGCGCUAUAUCGAGUAAUAAUAAAAAUAGGCCUUUAUAAAAAUGGCUUCUUAUGUUUAAAGACUUGAGUUUGAGUCUGAGUUUUUUUAAAUAACAAACUACUUGUGUACGGGUUGUAACUUUUGAAUCAACAUAAUAAAAUAGAUUCGGGUAUAAAUA
Messenger RNA from Humulus lupulus (European hop), 1782 nucleotides. Its product is annotated as prunin 1 Pru du 6.0101-like. The record is from RefSeq and is a predicted model, not a curated record. The transcript has 4 exons. Bases 32 to 1510 code for a protein of 492 amino acids. NCBI's taxonomy places the organism in Eukaryota, Viridiplantae, Streptophyta, Magnoliopsida, Rosales, Cannabaceae. Gene Ontology annotation, molecular function: nutrient reservoir activity.